Molecule: messenger RNA, 486 nt
Organism: Cryptomeria japonica (Japanese cedar)
Lineage: Eukaryota; Viridiplantae; Streptophyta; Pinopsida; Cupressales; Cupressaceae
Exons: 2
Coding region: 1-486 (161 amino acids)
Source: RefSeq, a predicted model, not a curated record
AUGCAUGUUGUGGGAUUAUGGGCAAAGAUAGCGUUUGGAACAGGCUGUGUAGUGAUGGGGUGUGUGGUUGCUUUGAUGGGGAUGUUAACGCAGAGUGUACUCUACUUUGAGCCGGUAGCGACUGUUGUGAGUGUUAUGGAGGAGGAUUAUUAUGGGUUGGAGGGCAUGAAGAAGAGCCGCCGUCUCUUGGAAGGAAAGCGCACUACAGCGUGGGUUGUCACCAUAUCUUACAUGGUAAUUUAUGGGCUAGUUGGUCAUGCAGCGCUUAAGGGUUACAUGCAUCUCGAGGGAUUAUGGGCAAAGAUAGCGUUUGGAACAGGCUGUGUGGUGAUGGAGAGUUUGGUUGCUUUGAUGUGGAUGUUAACGCAGAGUGUGCUCUACUCUGUAUGCAAGGCUUACCACGGGGAAAGCAUAGAUGGAAAUCUCGGUGAAUAUCAGGCUAUUAACAACAAGAACCUAGAGAGUUUGGAGCCUUCAAAUCUAUAG